Molecule: messenger RNA, 3775 nt
Organism: Sander lucioperca (pikeperch)
Lineage: Eukaryota; Metazoa; Chordata; Actinopteri; Perciformes; Percidae
Gene: prrt4a
Product: proline-rich transmembrane protein 4
Exons: 3
Coding region: 821-3739 (972 amino acids)
Source: RefSeq, a predicted model, not a curated record
AUCUACAGUUUAUACUGUAUGCACACAAGUAACCGCUAUCAUGCAUAAUGCAUGUGUGCUAUUCAAAGAGAAUUUCCUGCUUCAUCUACUGUUCGUGACACAAACUGAGUUGUUUAUGUGAUGGCUACUUAAAGAAGAAGGGCACAGAAUCAGUUAUAAAUUACACUCAAUGGCACAUAUUGAUCUGGAAUACUGGUUAGUUCAGUGCAGAGUACCUCCUCCCUAAUGGUUGAUGAGCGUGCUUUAGCCCUGAUGGCAUAUUUAUAUCCUUUCCUUUUCCCCCUUUUUUCAGUUUUCUUUCUUUUCUUUUCUGUCCUUCUCUUCUACACUCAUACUCCACAUCACAUACAGUACAUCAUACACACCAGAGGGAUGUGUGUGAGUGUAUGUGGGGGAACAGAACCAGCAGUAAGAGAUGAUACUGUGUGUGGUGUGGAUGAUGCCUCAGAUUUAGGAGAACGGGAUUGUGCAAACAGUCAAACUGUCCGAUCAGUGCAGCGGCAGAGAGUGGGACAGCGGGGGUUGUCUCGAGGAGGUGGGGUCUGUCCCAUGUGUCGACUGUCUGAUGGAGAGAAGAGGGGCACAGCACAGAGUAUGAAAGGACACAGAGUGCUGCGCAGAGAGAGAGACUGCAGACAUGCAGCGACAAGGAGAAGCAUGUAUGUUUAAAGAGGCUGCAGCAGAGUGGGCAAAUGAUGAGGUGUGUUAAGCAUGAGAUUCCCAGAGACCUGAGGUUAAAGAUCUGUCAAGCAUGUGAUUGGACAACACCCCUCAAAACCUACAGCAUGUGACUUUGCCGUGGAGUUUGUAGACCCUCGCCAUGCUCUCUCUGUGGAAUCUUUAUCUUCUUCUCCCCCUCUCCUUGCCUCUAUCACUUCACGUCAUAGCCUUCACUGGAGAAAAUGUCAAGGAAACACAACAGCCAGUCACUGACACAGCAGUGCAGCGUCUCAAACAGCCCCCACAGAGACCUCAUGGAUCUGAUUUAGCACCGGGGAAUCCCGUGUUUGGGACUGAGAAUGUUGACCUCAUGGGUCUACCUGUGAGUUGGCCCUUAUCAUCAUCUGAGGAAUUAGAUAGACAAGGUGUGAUUGGUGAAUACAUUGAUUUACAGGAGAGCACAGAGACAUCUCUUUUGAAUCCUAAUGAGAAGGGACUUAUCAUAUCCAGACCUGUAGAUACAGAAGAUGCCAUCUCCAAGGAGAGUGCACAAACAAUAAGGUCUUCAGGAGGAGUACCAACUCAACCUACCCAGGAACAAACAUUAAAGUAUCAACCAUCUGAGACAAGUACUGGAUCUAUAUUGCAUUCUACACAGACUGGAGAGAAUCAGCCAACUUUCUCAGCCUCUCAGAAUGAGACGACCGACAGCCAGUUACCUUUUCUUCUGUCUGGCUCAUUUCCAUCAGGCCAGGACUCCACUUCACAUCUGUCUGCUGGACCAGGGCCCAGCCCUGAGCGCACCACUCCACCAGUAGCCAGUUGGGGGUGGACCACGGCCCCCUCUGUUAUCACGCAGGGAGAGACACAAGAGGGGACUGUCCCAGUGAAAGAGACCGAAAAUGGAUUGUUUGAUAUUAUGGGUCGUAUUUUACACAGAGGAGCUGUCAGCAUAGAGGCAGAUAAAGAUGGCUCCAUGGAUGAUGACCUGCAUCUCUCAAAGACCAGUGGCACACUCUUGCUCAAUUGUAACACAGACACAUCUGCUAUACCCUGCAAAACAUCAAACCAGUCUUGGACUCCCACAUACCCAGAUGAUGUUACUCCCAACGAGUCCCCGGGCCCCUCUCUGGAUCUCAGCCCUGCCUUUUUCGUCCCUCUGUAUUCGGACUGGAACUCUGCCCUCGCCACAUGGGGAUUUGCGUGGGAAGCACACGUCUAUGGCCUGGGCUCUGUCUUUACUGUAUUUGGCCUAAUCUCUGUGGUCUGCCUGCUAGGCCUUCCCCUGCGCUGUCCCCCAGGAAGCCCCUACUUCACCCUGCUGCACUUGUUCCUCCUAGCAUUUUCAGGAAUCCAAGCUUUCUGUUUGCUCUAUGAUGCUUACAAUCACCAAGAUCGUCUUCCCCCUCUGGGCUCUCUGCUGCUCUCUGAGCUGCCCUUCCCCUGUUUGAUCUCAGCCUUCUCCCUGGCCUUCCUCCUUCUUUCCUUACGCUCACGCAUGCAUCUUUCACUUCCACUUGCUAAUUCCACCUCGUUCUCAGCCUUGCCCAAACCUUGCCUGUUGCUGUGUAUGUCCCUGUUGUAUUCUGGGGUUUCUCUAGGGUGUGUUGGCAUGCUCCAGCUCUUCCACAGCCUCCCCUCCAUGAUCCUGCUAUUCCCUCAGGGUGUGUUUGUAUGUCUCACCGUCUUUCUCUCAUGCUCCUACCUCAUCUUCUACUGCUUAAUGCAAUUCGACACAAAACACAUCUACAGGCUGAAUGACAAUGGAGAGAGUGGAGGAUCUCCUGUAGCGAUGCAACCUGCAAGUUGUCCCUUUGCCAAAGCUGAGGACUGGGGUAGGGCAGCAGGAGCUGGAGUGGGGGCUUCGUUGUGUUUGUUAGGGUGCGGAGGCCUCCAGUUGUAUGGGAUCCUGCAUGCCCUUGGUUUAGGUGGAGUUGAUGGCUAUGGGUUCCAGCCCUGGCCCUGGUGGGGCUACCAAGUAGGCUGCAGGCUCUGUGAGGUUGGGGUGUGUCUAGGUUUGUCUCUCAUUGGUUCACACCCUCUAUUCUGUCACAACUCCUCUAUCAAGACCAUAACUCAUCCCCGGCCAGGAUCUUGGUCCCGCCUCUCCUGUAGCUCCCCUUCACGAGGACUCACCCUGCCCUCUCAGAGAGGUGCAGAUUUUCCUGUCCUCUCCUCUCACGAUUCUUGGUCUCAGGGUAAACAGGAAAAGCUGGUGGUCUGUGAUGUCAUCACUAAGGGACAGUCCGAGGCUCUUCCUCUUUUCUCAAUGGUGGAUCCUCCUGGAAAUGGGCAAGACUGUGUCCCCAAGUCCAGCCAAACCCAGAGCACUUUACUACCUCUCCCUACACCCCCAAGCCCACCGCACAAGCCUAAGAGUGCAGUUGAGUCUCAGCUAUCGUCACUGGAUAGCCUAAGACUGGAGAUUGACUCUACUGUGGACCUGCAGCCCCCAUCUCCCAUAGACUUGUCCCGCAGCAUUGACCAGGCUCUGUUCAGUGAAUCCCUGUUCUCACACAGUAUAUUUGGUUUGCCAAGACUCUUCCAUGCUUCUUCCAGCCUCUCUUUGAGCCCUCCUAGCCAAGGUUUGUCAAAGCAAGGGCCUAGCUCCGUGGAAAAUGCCCUAUACCGAACCUCUUCCUGUGGUGAUGUGGAUCAAGAGAACGGACUGUCCAGUUUAAGACCUUCCCAGCCACAUGGCUCUUUGACAUCUCACAGCAAGCCACCAAUGUCACCAGAGCAAUGGGAUUGGAAAGAGAGCAUCUCUGGUUCAACCCAUGGUCUGUGCAGUAAUCCUAAGGAGAAAGUAAAACUGCGCUCACAUUCCUGGGCCAACAGAGGUCAAAACAUUGCUCAGAGCAGCCUCCCACGGGCAAUCCCCCACCUGUCUUACCACAGACGAUACCAAACCCUGAGCUUAGCCUCCCAGGACAGUCAUGGAUCAGGCCGGCUGGCAGGGACUAAACACCUGAGUGAAAGCAAACAGCUGGAAUGGGAUCUGGCUGUACAGGCAGAGUUUGUCAACGUGUGCAGACAAAUUGACACUCUGAGUGUUUGCAGUGACACCAUUGAAUUAUAGAAAGUUAUAAAAGUCCAGUUGUGAUUAAAAUAUGCA